CUCUCUCUUUCAGUCUGAUGCUUGACGCUGCUGGAGACGGAUCUCGGUACUCUUUCCUGCUUCUCUUCGGGAUUCGCUCUCUCUUCUCUACAAGAUAAGGGCAAAGAAACCAGAAAAAUCAAGAGGAUAAAGCAGCAGAUAAAUGGAUGAAUGAAGGAAAAAGUGACUUGGUAGAGGCAGGACAAGUAAAAGAAGAAAAAAAGAUAGAAACCAGCCUGAAGGAGAGAGGAGAAUUCUAAAAAUACAGCCCAGCUUACUCCCGGCAUUCUGUUAUUUUCUCUCUCUCUCUCUCUCUCUCUCCUUUGUCCCCUCCUUCAUUCAGUACCUGUUCUGUGGGAUUAACAUGACUUAAAAUUCAAUCAGCCUGACGGAAGAGCGACAGAGGAGGCAGACAGAGCGCUGCAGCUGUCGAGACCGAGUGAGGGGAGAGAGAGAGAGGGAGAGAGAGAGAGAAGGGAGAUAGACAGAGAGAGAUAGAGAUAGAGAGGAGAGAGAAAGCGAUGGGUGUUUUUCCACGGAGCUGAGAUAGAGUGAGAGCCGCGGAGACAGAGCGAUGUGAUGGUUCCAGGAGUCGUGGUGGAAUGAUCCGGAAAACAAGGUUUUCUAACCUUCCUUCCCUCCAUCUCUCCUGAUUCCCCCCUUUUCUUCCUUUACAUCCCUCCAAGGUCAUCAAUGAGCCACUAAUUCAGGGUGGGAGAACAAAAUGGAUCGCACUGUGUAAAGUGUAAAGAGCUCCUGAGGUUCCCUCCUGGAAGCAAGAAAAAAAACCACACUUAAAGGAUGAAGAAAUAAGAGAGCAAGCCAGACGAAUGAAUAAGAGGAGAAGAGCUGAGUGAGGAAAGGGGGAGAAGGUGAGGAAGGGGAGGUGAAGAUCGCCGCCUGGAUUCUCCCUGCUCGAGAACGUAGAGAAAAGUUGAAUGCAGCCAUGAGGAAAUCAUAUCAAGACACCAUAAAUAGGAUUUUAAGCAAAGUGGAUUCUUGGAUUUUUUCCCAAACUGAGGUCUCUAUUUCGGAAUAUGGCGCCGGGAUUCAGCGAGUAAUUCAGGAUUUUCCAGGUUUUCUUCAUCUAUAGAAGCCUAAGAGGAUAUUGUGGGAUUGGAAUUUCUUCAACUCUCUGGUUGUCUGACACUGACCUACAUCUGCCUGCGUUUGAUGUGUGCGGCAGCGUGGAGGGGAGUAGGACAGGUUUCAACACAAGCACACAAAACACCCCCCGACCCUGAAACAAGCACAAACACCUGGGGCGAGAUCUGUGCUAAACACUAACACACACACACACACACACACAACCUGGAUAACAUGUGGAGCUGAUUCGGAUUAUAGAGCCGCACAGACGGAAAAGGUCUGUGGAUAGCCAGGCGUUCUACCAUGCCUGUCCCCCCACCCCUCCAUCCCCGCAGACAGAAACACCCGCCCCAUACACACCUCCACCCCGAGCAGCUGGCAGCAGGCUCCACCUCCCCCUCCGCCCUCCCUCCAUCCACCCUCUCUCUGUCUCUUCUCCCCCCUUUUCUGGUCUCAUCUUUGCCCUCCUCAUCCCAUCUCAUCCACUGCGCCUGCCCCCGGGCGACCAAGAGAACCCUUCCAGACUCUGUCCCGUUCCCGGCGUUUCACUGGCUGACGCUGGUCACAUGCUGCCUGCUGCCGUCUCUGAUUGGAGCAGGGGAGACGUGGGGCGUGGUCUCGGCCUGUCCUUUCCACUGUGUGUGUCGAAACCUCUCGGAAUCGCUCAGCACCCUCUGUGCCGACAAGGGCCUCCUGUUCGUCCCGCCGCACGUUGACCGGCGCACGGUGGAGCUGCGACUGGCCGACAACUUUAUAAUGGAAGUGGGCGGAAAUGACUUUGUCAACAUGACCGGAUUGGUUGAUUUGACACUGUCGAGGAACACCAUCCACCUUAUCCGACCAAUGGCCUUCGCUGACCUCGAGAGUUUGCGCUCUUUGCAUCUGGACGGUAAUCGCUUGACAACUCUUGGACCCAGGGACCUCGCAGGUUUGAUCAAUCUGCAACACCUGAUUGUCAACAACAACCAGCUGGUCAAAGUCUCGGUUCAGGCUUUCGACGACUUCUUACUCACACUGGAAGACCUCGACAUGUCCUACAACAACCUCAGGAGGGUACCAUGGGAGUCAAUCCAGAACAUGGCCAGCCUGCACACUCUGAACUUGGACCACAACCUGAUAGACCACAUCGCCGAAGGAGUUUUUGGAGAGCUGUACAAACUCGCAAGGCUGGACAUGACCUCCAACAGGCUCCGAACGCUGCCUCCUGAUCCUCUCUUUGCAAGGUCUCAGACAGGUGCAAUAAGUCCCACACCCUACAAUGCCGUCAUAAGCCUGAAUUUUGGGGGAAACCCGCUGCACUGCAACUGUGAGCUGCUUUGGCUGAGGCGACUGAUCCGUUCAGAUGACAUGGAGACGUGCGCCACUCCUGUUCACCUGGCUGGAAGAUAUUUCUGGUCUAUUCCUGAGGAGGAGUUUACAUGUGAACCUCCACUCAUCACACGUCACACCCACAAGCUGUGGGUGCUGGAGGGCCAGCGAGCCACGUUGAAAUGCAGAGCCAUUGGUGACCCAGAGCCGGUAGUUCACUGGGUGUCGCCAGAUGAUCGCAUCAUCGCAAACUCAUCCCGGACCAGCUCCUUCAGCAACGGCACCCUGGAUAUUUUGGUAACAGUUGCCCGGGAUGACGGGGCGUACACGUGUAUCGCAAUAAACGCAGCCGGUGAAGCAACCGCCACUGUGGAUCUGAAAAUCAUCCCCCUGCCUCACCGGGGUGGAGUAGGUGGAAACACGGGGAGCAACACUGUUAACACCCAGAACAAUAGGAACGUGACCAAUGGGAUUUUACGGACCGAUCCAGGCUCUUCGGAUAUCAGCACAGGAAAAAACGGAGGAAUUAACAAUGGCGUGGGACGUGGAGGGGAAACGGAGGAUGGGAGAAAAAGUGUGGGGGAAGAGGAUGAGGGCGACAGUGGGAGGGCCUCCGAGGUGGAGAGGGCUGAUGGAGGAAGCAUGGAGGACGACGAGGGGGACGAAGAGGAAGGAAGGAUGGUUGGAGUACAGGGAGUGACAUCAACCUCGGCUCAAGUCCGAUGGGAUUUGGGGCGUUUGUCUACAGCUUAUGUUGUCUGGAUGUAUCAGAUACAGUACAACUGCACCGCAGAUGAAACCCUCAUCUACAGAAUCUUACCAUCGACCAGUGACCGCUUCCUACUGAAGAACUUGGUCUCCGGUGUGGACUACAACCUGUGCGUGCUGGCUAUCUUCGAUGACACAAUCACAUCAUUAGCCGCAACAAAAGUCCUGGGCUGCACCACAUUCUCCACCAAGGAUGUUUACCCAGCAUGCCGCUCCCUCCAAGCCCACUUCCUGGGUGGGACACUCACCAUACUGGUUGGCGGCGUUGUUGUGGUCACCCUGCUUGUGUUUACCGUGGCACUCAUGGUGCGCCACCGUGUUUGCAAUCACAGCGACCACAUGAUAUGUCACAACGGCAACACAGAGGCAGGAGGCGGGGCCUGCUGUCAGGGUGGAGGUGGAGGGGGCGGAGACAAAGGGGGAAACAGCAGUGGGUGCUACCAGUCAAAUGGUUCUGGAGACAUGAUGAUGGUGGUCCUGCCCAAUGGUCUGCCCUCCAAGAGAGGAGGGGAGAAAGACAAGGAGAAGGAGAAAGAAGUUGCUGAUUCUGGUUCUUCUCUGCCUCCCAAACUGCCUCCAAAGCCCAGGCCAAAGCCUAAAGUCAACCUGGAGCAGUUUCUUUCAACUGGGGGGGUAGUUUCCACCACGACGGGGACAGGAAGUGAGAUGGCACUAGUGGUGAGGCAGCGGAAGCUGGAGAAGGCGCCUCCUUACACCCUGGAAAGCGACAGAACUCCUCUCUACUACUCCCCCUCUCCUCCAUCUACCCUGCCCCGUCAGUCUCGUUCCAGGGAGCGCCCCAAACCCCGUCUGGAGCGAGAACUGACAAAUCGUGCCAGUUUCUCUCUGGCGGCGCCUCUCAGAGACUCUGAGCUGUUGGACUGGAGAAUCACACCCAGAGGUAGGGACAAAUGGAACUCCUCACAGGCUUAUCAGAGCCCAGUAUCCCCUCUGAGCCCUGCCUGUGGGACCGUAAGCAAACGGCGGCACUCGCUGGACAUGGGCUCCUCUGUUGCCCUGGCGACCGAUGCUGCAGCGACAGUCGCCAGGCGUUACGGUGCUGUCAGUUAUGCCAAGCGGCUAAGUGUGAUCUGGACGAGGCGGAGUCAGUCGCUCCAUGGGAUGCUGGUGCAGUGUGCCUCGACCACGAGCACGACUUCAUCAACAACCAGCGAUGAGGGAGAAAACAGUGGGAACUUCGGGGCUCACUGCAAUUUCCAACGGGGAUACAUCCACGCUUACAACACCACCAACUCCAACUCUAACACUGGGAUCACUAUUGGAAAAUCAAGUAACGUUAAAGACAAAAGCAGGGAGAAAGGGAAGGAUGGAAAGAGUGCAGAAGAACUGGAGGAGAGUGUUGUAUAGGGGUUGUGGAGUGGGGAAAAAAACUCAAGAGGGAUAAAGGUUUCUGAGAAAGGACAGUUUGAAUGAGAUGCUGAUUUGUGAAGGUCAAAGAGGUACAGUCUUAAGAGAAAUUGAGGAAGAAGAAAGGGAAGACAAAGUGAUUGUAGAUGAGGGCUGGAUGGUACUGAGUUCAGAGGAAGGGAGAUGAGUAAAUCUGACUUUAGUCUCACUUGUGCAGCUCCUUGAUUUGUCCAGCGAGAAGUUCAGAAAAAUGAAGAGCAGAAAAGUACACUGGGAAAUGAGGUGAAGAUUUUUAAGAAAUCUCUUCGUGACCUGAAGGGUUUUGGGCAGAAAACAUAAGCAGGGAGAAAGAUGGAGAGACUAGCAAAAACAUUGUGGGAGAGGGUUGAAAAUGGUCUUUAAAUACUCAAGGCUGAGACAUUUCUGAUACAACAAAAAAAGAAAGCAGCUGCACGAAAACAUAACUCAAAAAUCUCGACAAAGGAAAUGACAAAUGUGGCAAGAGAGGGUGAGCGGUAUAUAGUUACAAAGAGAGGGAGAGACGUAAUCAAAGAGAGGAAAACAUCAAUAGAACAACAGAACAAAGGUUAUAUAGCAGAGACAGCGAUGUCGUGAGCUCAGCGUGGAUCUCAGUAAAGCCUAUACUCUAAUAGAACCAGACUUUUGCUAACACUUCAAUUCUCCAGAGUCCCAGCCCCCACACCACCACAAGGAUUUACACUGGAUCAAAAACAACAACAACACGACUGAUAAUACUGGAGAAACGCUCUUCUCUGACAAAAACACAACCGUUUUUUUUUUUUUUUUAAAAAGGUUUGGAUGGCAUCGCCCUGCGUUAAUUGGCUUUUGACUCCAACACUGGCAGCCAUUUUAAAACUCUUUUCCAAAAUGCAAUGAAUGUGACUUAUGUGUCCUCUGUGUCUGGACAAUGAUUUUGGCUCGCUGUGCCUGUGGAUUAUGGGAGUAUAAAUACAGAGCCGGGUGCAUUGGACACGAUCAAUCGAUACAAGCUGGAAACAGCGAGUGCAGCACAGACAUCAUUAAAAGAAAGACAUUGGGAUUACAAUGGAGUCGAUAUGGAUUACAAAAUGGUGGAGACAGGGGUGCACAAUGGAACAUGUGAGCGUGUGCAUUUCUGAAAGACAAGAUCAUAUUGGAUGUCAGUUGAUAAUGGACCAAAAAUGAAUAAUGCUAAUGGAUGCAUAAGUGUCCAAGCCUUGAUGGAUUGGGGACAGGAUGUGUAUUAGCGUGUGCACAUGUACAUGAAUGUUUGUUCGGGGCAAUCCAGUCAACCAGACUCCAUUUAGCUCAUGUUUAAAAAUGUUGUGCUUUUCUGGGCGUGGUGUAAAAAGAAUAAAUCUAAGAAUUUAAGAUUAGCGGUGGUCAUGCGCUCCAAUGUAAGGGGAAGCAGGAGUGAAAUGUUUCACGGCAACCUCUAUAAAUCGCUAUUUUCAGCAAUGUAGCAUGAGCAGAAAGUGGCAACUGUUGAGGGGGAAUCAAAACUUCAAAUUCAUUUUGUGUGACUUUCGACUCCUUUGUGCCACAUAGGUUCAUGUUAAAUCCAAACUGUGAAUGUCAUCAGAAAGGAAGCAGUAAAAAAAAAAAAAAAAAAAACACAAAAAGAGAGAGAGAAGCACUACGGAAGCCACUAACGCUUUGUUGGAAGACUACACCGACACAGACCACAGACUCUUCAAAACUUCUAACAAAGUGAAAAAAAUAAAAGAGAAAACUUGAAAGUAAAUAUAUAUAUAUAAAUAUAUAUAUAUAUAUAUAUAUAAAAAAUAACAUUACUUGUCACACCAUGUGUUUCUGUUUUUCAAAGUUUUCUGGGGAAUGAUGUUAGGAUCAAACGCAAAACAUGAAAUGUGUGGUUUUUUGUUUUAGACGAAAAAUCCGGAUUAGAACAGAAAAAUGUUGAUUAUAACUAGGCAGCAAAAUAAAGAUAAAAAAAAAGACACUGAAUAAGCACACAGCACAAAACACACAAACUGGCAAGCACAUACAUCCUAAAAACACUCAGACACACACAGAUGCCUAUAAAACAGAGCCAACUACAUUAAUAAUAAUGAAUUUUAACCAUUAAUGUUGUUUCCUUUCUGUUUUUAUUUCAUUUUGCCAAAGUCAAUAUUGUUCUAUGGACUUGAUAUAAAUAAUAAAAACUACAUGUAUGAAA
Molecule: messenger RNA, 6685 nt
Organism: Acanthochromis polyacanthus (spiny chromis)
Lineage: Eukaryota; Metazoa; Chordata; Actinopteri; Pomacentridae
Product: leucine-rich repeat and fibronectin type-III domain-containing protein 4-like
Exons: 8
Coding region: 1369-4509 (1046 amino acids)
Molecular function (GO): protein binding
Source: RefSeq, a predicted model, not a curated record